Molecule: messenger RNA, 1631 nt
Organism: Paramisgurnus dabryanus
Lineage: Eukaryota; Metazoa; Chordata; Actinopteri; Cypriniformes; Cobitidae
Source: RefSeq, a predicted model, not a curated record
ACGUAAUGGCUCUGCCGCUCGUGUUUGUUUGAACAAGGAGUGGGAUCUGUUUUAUCACUCUUUGACAAGCUGAACGUGUUAGCUGUGAGUUUGGCAUGAUGAGCAGCGGUACGCCUUACAUAGGGAGUAAAAUCAGUCUGAUCUCUAAAGCUCAGAUUCGUUAUGAGGGAAUAUUAUACACGAUUGACACCGACAACUCAACUGUGGCACUGGCGAAAGUACGGUCUUUUGGAACUGAGGGGCGCCCUACAGAUCGACCUGUGCCACCGAGGGACGAAAUCUUUGAGUACAUCAUUUUUAGGGGAAGUGACAUCAAGGAUAUCACAGUCUGUGAGCCUAUGAAGAUUCACCACAGUCUUCCUCAGGACCCUGCCAUUGUUCAGUCGUCUGUUGGGACAUCCUCUGCCCAUUACCCCUCUCAGGGUGGAUACAGUCCCUACAGAAGCAUGCUGCCCUCAUACAGUCAGCUGGCUGCCAGCUCUCUAUUCAGUCAACAGUAUCCAGCAGGUCUAGGCUUAGGUAUGCAUGGCGUUCCUGUAAGGAGAGGUCCGAUGGUUGAACAGGCUGUUCAGACGGUACCUGUUGAAAAAUCUGCCCCAAAGAAGAGUUUGAGUGGAGUUCCACAGCAAGGCAGAGAAGCUGGCAGGGUGCUGCGGGGCAAUGGCUCUGUCACGCAUCAAGGACUUUUACAAGGACAGAGUCAAGCUAAUGAUGAGAACAAGCCACCGUCAGCUAGGAGAAAACCAGGAACUCGAAGAUCCAGGAACCGCGGUCGUGGUCAAAUCCUUUUAAGCAAUGCAAAACCCAGCACCCUUCAGUUUGAAGCUGACUUUGAUUUUGAAACUGCAAAUGCGCAGUUCAACAAAGAUGACCUAGAGAAAGAGAUUCAAGACAAGCUUAAUGUUCUCGAAACCCCAGAAGAGGGAAAUAAGGAUCAGGAGAAGCUUGACCCUGAGAGCAGUAUGGAAGAGGAUCCCUUUGGGCCCAAGUGUUUCUACAAUAAAGCAAAAUGCUUCUUUGAUAACAUCUCCUCAGAACUCAAGUCAAGACGCACCACAUGGGCUGAGGAGCGAAAACUUAAUGUGGAGACCUUUGGUGUACCCGGUCGGUAUCUGAGAGGCCGUGGCUUUCGGGGUAGUUAUAGAGGAAGACGAGGCAGAGGGCAACGUUCUUUGCCACAAAGAGUAGGAAGUGGACGGCUGUGAGAACAGACGUAUACAUGUUGCCUCAUCAGACUGAAUUGGAAGUGAGGUGGUGUUUUGUAAAAAAAUGUUUUGAUUUUUCUAUGCCUAAAAUCUUCAGUGGCAAUACUUAUGUUAAUCCCACGGCAAAAGGCAGUUUUUUUGUGUACGAACCCAGAGAUUGCCCUUUAAAAUGCAAGUGCACUUUACAAUCUUUGUGAUUUUUAAUUUGAAUUAAAAUGACACUUAUUUGCGCAUAUGGGGUUAUUUGACUAAGGAAUUAUUCAGACUUACUGUGUUAGUCUAUGCCAUGUGGUCCCUUGUUUUUUUUUUUUUUUGUAUGUGUAAAGUGUGGGAUCUUGUACUUAAAAAAUUGAAGUUAAUAAACACAAUAACUUACUGUUUCUUGCUUGUGUUUUUCACAAAGCUGUAAAUUUAAAGGAAUCGUCU